AUGACGAAUAAAACACCAGAAGCUGCUUCUGCAGCAGCAACAGCAGCAACAGCAGCAUCAUCAGCAGCAGCAGCAACACCAGUAGCAGACGGAGCAGCCCCAUCAUGUGACCCCUCAAUAGAAUCGUCAAAUCAUGGUGUAUGUGAAUCUGGUGUAUCUGGAUCAUUAGGAGUAUCAGGUGUAUCAGGAGAAUCAAUAGAAGGUACAAUUCCUUCGAAUUUCUUAGCCCAAAUUAUGCAAAAUGACCUAGCUACAGGAAAAUGUAAAGAAAUUGUUACACGAUUCCCGCCUGAGCCAAAUGGAUUUCUUCAUUUAGGCCACGCCAAAUCAAUUUGUAUUAAUUUUGGGUUGGCGAAAAUAUUCAAUGGAAAAUGUCAUAUGAGGUUUGAUGACACCAAUCCAACUAAGGAAGAAACUAGGAUGAGGGAUGGAGUGUAUGAAGAAGGACAAUGUGUAUUAAGAGCAAAGAUAGACAUGGCACAUAAGAAUGUUAUCAUGAGGGAUCCAAUUAUGUAUCGUAUCCUUAAGAAGGAACACCCAAGAACAGGCUCUGAUUUUCUUCUCUAUAUUGAUUCAUGUAUGGAUGUGAAGUUAUUAUCAUUAGUAGAGGAGAAGAUAGUAGAUGGAUGGGACGAUCCUCGUCUUCCUACAUUAUCUGCACUAAGACGACGGGGUGUACCUGCAGCUGCUAUUAAAGAAUUCUGUGAUCGUGUUGGGGUAGCAAGAAGGAAUUCUGUUAUUCAAUUAGAAUUAUUUGAGAGGUGUAUAAGGGAGUAUGUAGAUGAGCGUGCUCCUCGUAGAUUUGCCAUAAAAGAACCAUUAUUAAUUAAAUUAAUUAAUUAUAAGGAAGAAGAAGGAAAAGAAGAAAUAUUAAAUAUACCUAAUGACCCGAAAAAACCUGAGGCAGGAUGUAGACAGCUAGCAUUUACAAAAGAAUUAUAUAUAGAUGCAGAAGAUUUUAUGGAGAAUCCGCCAAAAAACUUUUAUAGACUUUCCCCAGGAAAAGAAGUUCGUCUUAGAUCUGCUUAUUGGAUUAAAUGCGAACAGGUAGAGAAGGAUGCGAAUGGGAAGAUAACAGCCCUGAUUUGUACCUACGAUCCCCAAACCCUAAAUUGUUCUUCUGCCCCUGAUGGCAGAAAAGUUAAGGGAACUAUUCAUUGGCUACCUGCUAAAUACGCUGUUCCAGGUUCCAUACUUAGUGUCCAGUCAAUAUUUCAGAAGUAG
Messenger RNA from Eimeria maxima, 1224 nucleotides. Its product is annotated as glutaminyl-tRNA synthetase, putative. Gene Ontology annotation, cellular component: cytosol; cytoplasm. Gene Ontology annotation, molecular function: glutamine-tRNA ligase activity; ATP binding. Bases 1 to 1224 code for a protein of 407 amino acids. The record is from RefSeq and is a predicted model, not a curated record. Lineage: Eukaryota; Apicomplexa; Conoidasida; Eucoccidiorida; Eimeriidae. Gene Ontology annotation, biological process: glutaminyl-tRNA aminoacylation; translation. The transcript is spliced from 8 exons.